AUGGCUGAGACAACGAGGGAUGAAGAUCGGACUGAGAAAGACAACCGGAAAGGAGGUAGGAAUGUGAUUCUACUGGAAGAGGCAGACAUAUUAGAAGGUAUUAACGCUUGCUCCAAUAGUCUCUAUGGCAGACUCUUUGCUUCCAAAACCUUCUCAAUUGGAACCAUGGGGAAUGCUUUAAAGGCUAUAUGGGGAAACCCGGAAGGAUUUAGCGUGAGUGAUAAAGGGGAUAAUUUCUUCCAAUUCUUUUUUAAUAAAGAAGUGGAUGUCUUGCGUGUUGAACGUGGUUCUCCAUGGCUAUUCAAAGAUUAUGUGCUCCAUGUCAAGAGAUGGAAGGAAGAUCAGAACUGUGAUGAAGAGAUUAUUUCCAAUUUUUCAGUUUGGGUUCAAUUUUGGGGUUUGCCAGAAUCGUUUAAAACCCUCGAAGUUGGACGUCAAUUGGGAGAAAAAUUGGGCACAGUGUUGGAGGUAGGUAAAUUUCAUAUGCGAGGCAGAGAAACUAGGAUUGUGAAGACCAAAAUCAAUAUUGAUGCUGCAAGGCAAGUGAGAGAUCAGUUAAUAGUGGCAGGACCUAAUAAAAAGGAGGUAGAAGUGGCACUGCGCUACGAGAGACUUGGAAAAUUCUGUACCUAUUGCGCAAAAUUGGGGCACGAGGUGAAAAUACUGCCAUGA
Molecule: messenger RNA, 672 nt
Organism: Arachis duranensis
Lineage: Eukaryota; Viridiplantae; Streptophyta; Magnoliopsida; Fabales; Fabaceae
Exons: 1
Coding region: 1-672 (223 amino acids)
Source: RefSeq, a predicted model, not a curated record